AAAAGUAGUAUCUUGGAAAAGUAAAGAGAGAGAGAGAGAGAGAGAGGAAGUAAGAAAUUGUGAAUAUCAUCUCACAGUCACAGGGAGAGGGGCAGAAGUCUUGGACGCGUUGGAGUGGGGAAGUGCAUACAUAAAUUGAGGCGCGGAAGAGAGUGGGAGAGUGUGUCUCCAUUUUGUGAAUCAAUCUAAGCAAUGGAAAAAAGCGGGGAAUCCGGAUCUGCAGGGGCGAACGGUGAGGCGGCUGCGUCAAGGAAAGUGGCACUGAUAACGGGCAUAACGGGGCAAGACGGGUCGUACCUGACGGAGUUGCUCCUUGAGAAAGGGUACGAGGUGCACGGCCUCAUCCGUCGCUCAUCCAACUUCAACACGCAGCGCAUCGACCACAUCUACGUCGACCCCCACAACGCCCACAAGGCCCGCAUGAAGCUCCACUACGCCGAUCUCUCCGACGCCUCCUCCCUCCGCCGCUGGCUCGACACCAUCCUCCCCCACGAGGUCUACAACCUCGCCGCCCAGUCCCACGUCGCCGUCUCCUUCGAGAUCCCCGACUACACCGCCGACGUCGUCGCCACCGGCGCCCUCCGCCUCCUCGAGGCCGUCCGCUCCCACAUCGCCGCCUCCGGCCGCUCCCACAUCCGCUACUACCAGGCCGGCUCCUCCGAGAUGUUCGGCGCCACUCCGCCGCCGCAGUCCGAAUCCUCCCCCUUCCACCCGCGCUCCCCCUACGCCGCCUCCAAAUGCGCGGCGCACUGGUACACCGUCAACUACCGGGAAGCCUACGGCCUCUUCGCGUGCAAUGGGAUCCUCUUCAACCACGAGUCUCCCCGUCGCGGCGAGAAUUUCGUGACUCGGAAGAUCACGCGGGCCGUGGGCCGCAUCAAGAUCGGGCUCCAAAGCAAGCUGUUUUUGGGGAACCUUCAGGCCUCUAGGGAUUGGGGCUUCGCUGGGGACUAUGUGGAGGCCAUGUGGCUGAUGCUGCAGCAGGAGAAGCCUGAUGACUAUGUUGUGGCCACUGAAGAGUCCCACACCGUGGAGGAGUUCUUGGAAGUGGCGUUUGGCUACGUGGGCCUCAAUUGGAGGGAUCAUGUGGUUAUUGACAAGAGGUACUUUCGCCCUGCUGAGGUCGAUAACCUCAAAGGGGACGCUACUAAGGCUAAGAAGGUUCUUGGGUGGAAGCCCAAGGUGGGGUUUCAGCAGCUUGUUAAGAUGAUGGUUGACCAGGAUGUUGAGAUGGCUAAGAAGGAGAAGGUUCUUGUGGAUGCUGGCUACAUUGAUGCUCAGCAACAACCUUGAUCUGCUUCUCCAGAUCCAUGCCCUUUACUGUUUUCCUUUUCUUUAUUAUAGCUGACACAGUUUUAUUUCUCAGCAAUCUAUUUAUGUUUUCAUGUUGCACUUCUUGUUUCUUAGUUGUGCAUUUGGCAGAUUUUUUUUUUUAAUUUUGUUUUGUAAGCCCGCUGAUUCAUUAAAUUAAAGCUAUAUACAUCUGCAUCCAUCCAUUGUCUUUUA
Molecule: messenger RNA, 1506 nt
Organism: Cajanus cajan (pigeon pea)
Lineage: Eukaryota; Viridiplantae; Streptophyta; Magnoliopsida; Fabales; Fabaceae
Product: GDP-mannose 4,6 dehydratase 1
Biological process (GO): 'de novo' GDP-L-fucose biosynthetic process
Molecular function (GO): GDP-mannose 4,6-dehydratase activity
Source: RefSeq, a predicted model, not a curated record